UGUUCCAUCUUUGCAUUUAUUGCGAUUCUUUCUCAACUAUUAUUCGAAUUGGAAUAGUUUUAUUACUUCAAUGAAAUCCAUUUUUUAUUUUCAAAAAGAAAAUAAAAGACUGUUUCGAUUCCUAUAUAACUCUUAUGUAUCAGAAUAUGAAUUUUUUUUGUUGUUUCUUCGUAAACAAUCUUCUUGCUUACCAUUAGCAUCUUCUGGAACUUUUCUGGAACGAAUCCACUUUUCUAGGAAGAUGGAACAUUUUGGGAUAAUGUACCCUGGUUUUUCUCGGAAAACCCUAUGGUUCUUUAUGGAUCCUCUUAUGCAUUAUGUUCGAUAUCAAGGAAAGGCAAUUCUUGCAUCAAAAGGCACUUUUUUUUGAAGAAGAAAUGGAAAUGCUACCUUAUCAAUUUCUGGCAAUAUUAUUUCUGUUUUUGGACUCAGCCGCGAAGAAUCCAUAUAAACCGAUUAGCAAACUCUUGCUUCGAUUUUAUGGGGUACCUUUCAAGUGUACCAAAAAUUUCUUUGUUAGUAAGGAAUCAAAUGCUGGAGAAUUCAUUUCUAAUAGAUACUCGAAUGAAAAAAUUCGAUACCAUAGUCCCCGCUACUCUCCUCAUAGGAUACUUAUCAAAAGCUCAAUUUUGUACUGGAUCGGGGCAUCCUAUUAGUAAACCCAUUUGGACAGAUUUAUCAGAUUGGGAUAUUCUUGAUCGAUUUGGUCGGAUAUGUAGAAAUCUUUUUCAUUAUCAUAGUGGAUCUUCGAAAAAAUGGACUUUGUAUCGACUAAAGUAUAUACUUCGACUUUCAUGCGCUAGAACUUUAGCUCGGAAACAUAAAAGCACGGUACGAACUUUUAUGCAACGAUUGGGUUCGGCAUUUUUAGAAGAAUUUUUUAUGGAAGAAGAGCAAGUUUUUUCUUUGAUGUUCACCAAAACAACUCUUUUUUCUUUCCGUGGAUCAAACACUGACCGUAUUUGGUAUUUGGAUAUUAUACGUAUCAAUGACCUGGUCAACCCUCUUAAUUAAUCAUUAGACGAAAUUAAGAAACAGGAAAGGGUUGAUAAAUGAUCAAGAAAAAACUUUUCUAUUUUUCAUUCUGAAAUGUUCUUUUUAUUAUAAUAAA
Messenger RNA from Aegilops tauschii subsp. strangulata, 1111 nucleotides. The record is from RefSeq and is a predicted model, not a curated record. Lineage: Eukaryota; Viridiplantae; Streptophyta; Magnoliopsida; Poales; Poaceae.